Molecule: messenger RNA, 857 nt
Organism: Blastomyces gilchristii SLH14081
Lineage: Eukaryota; Fungi; Ascomycota; Eurotiomycetes; Onygenales; Ajellomycetaceae
Exons: 2
Source: RefSeq, a predicted model, not a curated record
GGAGUUAUCCAGCCAAACGUGAACCAGACGUCGUUCGGAACUCCUGCGUGGGAUUAUCCCUCAUUCUCCCCUACCACACCACAACCCCGGGCCAAAUUGCCAUACAAAUUAUAUCUGAGGAGCGACCUCCGCGAAAACCCUGUCCAUCUUUGAUUUUCCAAAACACCAACGCCAAGUCCCACCCUCGUACCGCCCUUCCCAAUCUGGCCCAUCCCCGGCAGAAAAAUACAAAAAGAUACCUCGGCGAUAAUAUCAAGCACAUAACCAACGGACAACGAGUCAACAGCACACCAACAACUAUAAAAUCAGUAUACCCCAAGGUCUGACUGAGCCUUUGAUCCCUGCACAGUGAGAUAUAUUAAAUCUAGUUUUAAUACCUCAAUAUUCAAUAGAUUCUGCAAGGGAUUGAGAACAGCAACACUAGGUUUCUAUUGAAUUUAAGAAUUAACUCUAUAUUGAUAUAAUCAUUGACAAAGUCUUCUAUUUUAAGAUAUAAAUAACCAGUUCCUCUACAUCCUGCUGGCAAUAUUUAUAUUAUCAUAUAGAAAUAGACUUAUAUUCUCUAUAAUAUCAAGACCCUGAAGAGGGAAAGUCUUGGUAGAGAGUAUACAGUAGUGCAUAUCUUAGCAGUUUCUAUCUCAUUCUUCUGCAGCAGUUAAUGCAAAAAAAAAGAUCUUAGAAAUAGUUUUUUACUUCUCUUGAAAAAGUAAGGUGUUUUUCUCUGGGUUUUACACAAUAUUCUUACAAAGAAUUAAAAACAGAGUUGUUUUCUGUCAUAAUUUCAUAUUCUUUUAAGUAAGAAUUACUUUUUCAGUGACUGAAGAGCUUUCAUUAAUACUUAAUUCUUUUUUACACUC